This is a messenger RNA of Peronospora matthiolae, 1341 nucleotides long. NCBI's taxonomy places the organism in Eukaryota, Oomycota, Peronosporomycetes, Peronosporales, Peronosporaceae. The record is from the annotation of a GenBank genome assembly.
AUGUCAAGCACUGGGAAUGGCGAGUCCAGCCGCGAGGCGCACGCGUAUUUGGGCGCGCUAGAGACAGUAGACCACCGUCAGCGCUCUUUCUACCCUGACUAUAAGCUCCUGUUGCUACCGCUGAUUUAUCUACCGGACAUUGUUUUGUUCCCAGGUGACGACCUACCGCUUCGGAUGCUGCCGGAAUCGCUACUCGGUGGCAUCCGAGACCUGAUAUCAAGGGAAGGCUCGCUCUUGGCGGUGCUGCCUCCCCACCAGACGCGGCCGCACUAUGGCGUGACGGUUCAAGUCGAGCGCUUUAGCGUCGAAGACCACGGUGCACGGAUGACUGGCGCCGCGCGGCAGCGGUUCCGGCUCAAGAAGAGGCUGCAAGGUGACCAAAAUGCUGGCAUUUUCUAUGGCGAAGUCGAGAUCUUGCCGCAAGACCGCGCGCCGUCGAUGCCCUUUGAUCAUUUGUGCUGGCAGCGGCAAGUGGACGAUAUAAAAAAGGGCCCAGACACUGUCCGACCGAGGAGUCUGCAACGACUGCGGGGGCGGCAGUUCCCAGCGUACUAUGGCCGCGCGACCUACGCGCUGUACGAUGCCCGAGUGCUCGUGCACCGGAUCCAGCACAUGUUGCUGACGAAUAUGCACGGGGAGUGGUUCCGCAAACCAUGCGGGACGGACGUACCCGCUGAGCAAGAGAGCAGCAACGAGCAGGAGACGAAAACGUCGCUGGUGCAGUAUUUGUCGCUCCCGAGCGACCGACAGGACCCGAAUCUGUUUGCGUUCUGGGUCGCUCGGAACUUGCCGCUCGACACAGCACAGCGACUGGAACUCUUGAUGAUGGACUCGACGGUGAGGUUGCUACGGCGAGAGAUUGAGCUACUGGAGCAAGUUCAAGAGGAUAUUCUCUGUUUCUACUGCGGCGCGUUCCUUGCCAACACGCGGGACAUUUUCAGUAUGACAGCGCGCGGUGCAGCAGGCGGCACGUUUGUCAAUCCGGGAGGCCACGUCUUUCAAGUGUUGACGCUGCGCGAGGUGGAUCGUGCACAUGUGGUUGUCGACAUGUCUCGUCGGACUGAAGACACGUGGUUUGUAGGUUAUGCCUGGAGCAUCGCGCAUUGCAACGCUUGCUACCAACAUCUGGGGUGGCGGUUUGACCGAGUGGAUGCUGCGCGCUCACCUGCUACUUUUUUCGGAUUCCGGCGGACAGCACUCACUCGAUCCCGAGACUUGCGACAAGUGGAUCCUCGAUCUCUGCACUUGGAUGGGUACGAUACAGACGACUUUGACGUAUCCGUGGCGUCGAGCGACGGCAGCUCAACGACCGCUAUUAGCGAAGAACUGUCGUUGCUGUAA